AUGAAGCAGCUGACUGCAAAUGAAGUGCGUUCCACCUUCAUCGAAUUUUUCAAGCAGAAGAAAGCACAUACUUAUUUCAAACCACUUUUCCUCGGCGUUGCCGACCCGAACAGUGAUCUAGCCAAGCUAAAGCGUGCCGUAAAUACGCAGAAAUGCAUUCGUGCAGGAGGAAAGCAUAACGAUCUGGAUGAUGUCGGGAAGGACGUAUACCAUCACACUUUCUUUGAAAUGCUGGGAAAUUGGUCUUUUGGAGACUAUUUCAAG
Strongylus vulgaris is the source of this 264-nucleotide messenger RNA. Lineage: Eukaryota; Metazoa; Nematoda; Chromadorea; Rhabditida; Strongylidae. The record is from the annotation of a GenBank genome assembly.